Ficedula albicollis (Collared flycatcher) is the source of this 1871-nucleotide messenger RNA. RefSeq names its product acyl-CoA dehydrogenase, short/branched chain (gene ACADSB). The transcript has 11 exons. NCBI's taxonomy places the organism in Eukaryota, Metazoa, Chordata, Aves, Passeriformes, Muscicapidae. Bases 7 to 1287 code for a protein of 426 amino acids. Gene Ontology annotation, cellular component: mitochondrion. The record is from RefSeq and is a predicted model, not a curated record. Gene Ontology annotation, molecular function: acyl-CoA dehydrogenase activity; flavin adenine dinucleotide binding.
GUUUGCAUGUUCUGUAUUUGUUGCCAGCAGCUGAGAAGACACAUGCCAGCACACUUGGCUCCUUGGAGGGUUUCUCCCCGUGUUUUUAGAUCCUCCAAAUCAGAACUCAAGCCAACUCUAGCCAGUGAUGGACUUGUCUGUGCUCCACUGCAGAUGUUCACCGAAGAGGAGACCAUGCUGAAAGACAUGGUGACCAAAUUUGCCCAGGAACGAGUUGCACCUUUCGUGCAAAAAAUGGACGAGAAUGCCAAAAUGGAAGAUUCCAUCGUGCAGGGAUUGUUUGAACAAGGGCUGAUGAGUAUUGAGCUUGGGGAAGAAUAUGGAGGAACUGGAGCUUCAUUUUUUUCAAUCAUAUUGGCAGUGGAAGAAUUGGCCAAAGUUGAUCCAGCUGUGGCUCUUGUGUGUGAACUCCAAAACACUCUAACAAAUAAAUUGUUUACCACCUAUGGAACAGAAGAACAAAAGAGAACUUAUCUUCCCAGGGUAUCUAAAGAUACAUUAGGGAGUUUCUGUCUUUCGGAGGCUGGGUCUGGCAGUGAUGCUUUUUCCUUGAAGACUCGAGCUGAAAAGAAAGGAGACUACUACAUUAUCAAUGGCUCAAAGAUGUGGAUAAGCUUAGCAGAAGAUGCAGGAGUUUUCUUUGUGAUGGCAAAUACAGACCCAUCCUUAGGGUACAGAGGAAUUACAUGCUUCAUAGUGGAUCGCAACACAGAGGGGCUGCACGUGGGGAAAAAGGAGGACAAGCUGGGAAUCAGAGCAUCUUCCACCUGCCCAGUCACGUUUGACAACGUGAAGGUUCCUGAGAGCAAUAUCCUGGGACAAGUUGGACAAGGCUAUAAGUAUGCCAUUGGAAUGCUCAAUACUGGCAGGAUAGGGAUUGCUGCACAGAUGUUAGGACUGGCCCAGGGGUGCUUUGACCAUACAGUUCCCUACACAAAGGAGAGAGUCCAGUUUGGGAAAAGCAUCUUUGAUUUCCAGGGCAUGCAGCACCAGAUUGCCCAGGUGGCCACGCAGCUGGAGGCAGCCAGGCUGCUGACCUACAACGCGGCGCGGCUGGCGGAGGCGGGCAGGCCGGCCAUCAAGGAGGCCAGCAUGGCCAAGUACUUCACUGCUGAGGUUGCAACACUGACAACCAGUAAAUGCAUUGAAUGGAUGGGAGGUGUUGGAUUCACCAAGAAUUACCCAAUAGAAAAGUACUACCGGGACUGCAAGAUAGGUACAAUAUAUGAAGGAACUUCAAAUAUCCAGCUGAGCACAAUUGCAAAAUUCUUAGCACAGGAGUACUGAAACCAUAAGGACUUUUUUGAUACUAUAUGAAAAUUAUUUCCCUGAACACUAAUUGUGAAUUACCUGUUUAUUUGUAAUUACAGAAGGCAUUGGUGACACCAUAAAUAAGAAUACAUCAUCACAGUGAAAUCAUAGGGAAAACCAUGAGUUCCCCAUUUCAGGAGAGUGAGUCAUUUAUGUGCAAUCAAGAAUUCCACAUUCAAAUCCAAACUUCUUUCUGCCCAAGAGACUUCCAGGCGUUGGAUUUGGCUACCUUAGGUCAUGCCAGCACUUGGAGAUUUCAAAGAAAUCCAAAUCCCUGGAAUUUCUGUGAGUCCACCUGGGAGAAGGGACUCUCCACAUGCAGCAGAGCUGGUGUUUGGAGUGGAGCUGCAGUUGGGAUGUGCUGCCUGCAUUAGCAUGGGGUGCAAAGAGAGGGAAGUGGUGCUUUCCUCUCUCCCAGGUGGAGUGAUGUCUGUGGAGCUGCUGUAAUUGGAGUCAUUUUUCCAGCAGCCCUCAGUGUGUUCUUAAGGAUAUCUUCGUAAUUAAGCCCUUGCAGCCCCAAUUUGUACUCCUGAAAGGUGGAUAAUAUCCACCUCCCUUUC